Schistocerca serialis cubense is the source of this 6895-nucleotide messenger RNA. Its product is annotated as myosin heavy chain, non-muscle-like. Gene Ontology annotation, molecular function: actin filament binding; ATP binding; cytoskeletal motor activity. NCBI's taxonomy places the organism in Eukaryota, Metazoa, Arthropoda, Insecta, Orthoptera, Acrididae. Gene Ontology annotation, cellular component: myosin complex. The record is from RefSeq and is a predicted model, not a curated record.
AUUCGCCUUCAAACUGUCAAGCAGUGAGGUUGGGUGGACCCAUUGACUGUCGCAUGCUGUGGUUUUUGUGAUUUCAGUCGACGUAGAAAACAGUUUAUCUGCAAAACUAUUGUGUUAAACAUCUUUAGUGCGUGUGGAUCGUGUUUUUCAGCAUUACACGUAGCAAUUUACUCGAGAAAACACAAACAUGGCGGACAGUGAUACGAAGCUAGACCGGUCGGACCCGGAAUUGAAAUACCUGUCUGUUGAUAGAAAUAUGUUCAAUGAUCCAGCAACACAAGCAGAAUGGACGCAAAAAAGAUUAGUAUGGGUUCCUCACGAAACGCACGGUUUUGUUGCUGCUGGCAUAAAAGGGGAGAGAGGCGACGAAGUUGAAGUGGAAAUACAAGACACCGGUAAACGUGUCUUAGUAGCGAAGGAUGACAUUCAGAAGAUGAAUCCUCCCAAAUUCGAUAAGGUUGAGGAUAUGGCAGAAUUAACCUGUCUGAACGAAGCAUCAGUGCUGCACAACCUGAAGGACAGAUACUAUUCCGGCCUCAUUUAUACGUAUUCGGGACUGUUCUGCGUGGUGGUGAACCCGUACAAGAAGCUGCCGAUCUACACGGAGAAGAUAAUGGAACGCUACAAGGGCAUCAAGAGGCACGAGGUGCCGCCACACGUCUUCGCCAUCACCGACACUGCAUACCGCUCCAUGCUGCAGGACCGCGAGGAUCAAUCAAUCCUGUGUACUGGAGAAUCUGGUGCUGGCAAGACUGAAAAUACGAAGAAGGUGAUCCAGUAUCUGGCAUAUGUAGCAGCCUCCAAGCCAAAGAGCUCAGCACCACACACUGUCCCGAGCCCAGCACUCAUCAUUGGAGAGCUAGAACAGCAGUUACUCCAGGCGAAUCCAAUUCUUGAAGCAUUUGGAAAUGCAAAGACUGUAAAGAAUGACAACUCUUCCAGAUUUGGGAAAUUCAUCAGGAUAAAUUUCGAUGCAUCUGGUUACAUUGCUGGAGCUAAUAUUGAAACCUAUUUACUUGAGAAAUCAAGAGCAAUUCGUCAAGCUAAGGAUGAGAGGACAUUCCACAUAUUUUAUCAGCUGUUAAUGGGUGCUUCCCCAGAACAGAGAAAGGAAUUCAUCCUGGAAGAUCCUAAAUUGUAUACAUUUCUCUCAAGUGGGGGACACUUACCAGUACCUGGAGUUGAUGAUGUGGCAGAGUUUCAAGCCACUUGCAAGGCCAUGAGUAUAAUGGGGCUUACACCUGAAGAUUUUUCAGCUAUUUUCCGCAUUGUUUCGGCUACUCUUAUGUUUGGCAAUAUGAGAUUCAAGCAGGAAAGGAACUCCGAUCAGGCAACUCUUCCAGAUAAUACAGUGGCACAGAAAGUGGCUCAUUUGUUGGGUCUCAGUGUUACAGAUAUGACAAAGGCCUUCUUGAAGCCUCGCAUAAAAGUUGGCAGGGACUUUGUGACAAAGGCACAGACCAAGGAACAGGUGGAGUUUGCUGUUGAGGCAAUUGCCAAGGCAUGCUACGAGAGAAUGUUCAGGUGGCUGGUUAACAGAAUAAACCGAUCACUGGACAGAACAAAGAGACAGGGAGCAUCGUUUAUUGGUAUUCUUGAUAUGGCAGGUUUUGAGAUAUUUGAGCUCAACUCUUUUGAGCAGUUGUGUAUAAAUUACACCAAUGAGAAACUUCAGCAGCUAUUCAAUCAUACUAUGUUUAUUCUGGAGCAAGAGGAAUAUCAGCGUGAAGGAAUCGAGUGGAAAUUCAUUGAUUUUGGACUAGAUUUACAGCCUACUAUUGACCUUAUUGACAAGCCAAUGGGUAUAAUGGCGCUUCUAGAUGAAGAAUGUUGGUUUCCCAAAGCUACGGAUAAAUCAUUUGUAGAGAAACUUAUUAGUGCUCACAGUGUACAUCCAAAAUUCAUGAAGACAGACUUCCGUGGUUCAGCUGAUUUUGCUGUGAUACAUUAUGCAGGUCGUGUAGACUAUUCGGCACACAAGUGGCUGAUGAAGAACAUGGAUCCACUUAAUGAAAAUGUAGUAUCUUUGCUCCAAGCUUCCCAGGACUCCUUUGUUGUGCAAAUAUGGAAAGAUGCUGAAAUUGUGGGUAUGGCCCAGCAGGCAUUGACAGACACGCAAUUUGGUGCACGCACACGGAAGGGAAUGUUCAGGACUGUGUCACAGUUGUAUAAGGAGCAACUGGCACGUCUCAUGGUUACUCUGAGGAACACAAACCCAAACUUUGUUCGCUGUAUAAUUCCAAACCAUGAGAAGCGAGCUGGAAAAAUUGAUGCACCUCUAGUUCUGGAUCAGUUGCGUUGUAAUGGUGUCCUAGAGGGCAUUCGAAUUUGUAGACAGGGAUUCCCUAACAGAAUACCAUUCCAGGAAUUCCGGCAAAGAUAUGAGCUGCUGACGCCAAAUGUUAUCCCUAAGGGAUUUAUGGAUGGAAAGAAGGCGUGCGAGAAAAUGAUUCAAGCUCUGGAACUUGACCCAAAUCUCUUCAGGAUAGGACAAUCAAAGAUUUUCUUCCGUGCUGGUGUUUUAGCACAUUUGGAAGAAGAACGGGACUACAAGAUUACAGAUCUCAUUGUCAACUUCCAGGCAUUCUGCAGAGGAUAUCUAGCAAGGAGGAAUUUCCAGAAACGAACUCAGCAGCUGAAUGCAAUCCGCAUCAUCCAGCGGAACUGUGCAGCAUAUUUGAAGUUACGCAACUGGCAGUGGUGGAGACUCUAUACAAAAGUGAAGCCAUUGCUAGAGGUUACAAAGCAAGAGGAGAAGUUGAGCCAGAAAGAAGAUGAACUACGUCAAGUGCGUGAUAAACUGGAUCAACAGUUGCGUACUGCGCAAGAAUAUGAGCGCAAGUUUCAGCAGGCUGUGGAAGAGAAGAUAGCUCUGUCUGAACAGCUGCAAGCAGAGACAGAGCUCUGUGCUGAGGCUGAGGAAAUGCGUGCAAGGCUGUUGGCACGGAAGCAAGAACUGGAGGAACUCUUGCAAGAUAUGGAGGCACGCAUGGAGGAGGAAGAGGAGAGGGUGACCCAGUUAAACAAUGAAAAGAAGAAACUACAGCUCAAUAUACAGGACUUAGAAGAACAACUGGAAGAAGAAGAAGCUGCUAGACAGAAAUUACAGCUUGAGAAAGUUACAUGUGAUGCCAAAAUAAAGAAAUUAGAAGAAGAUCUGGCAUUGUCAGAUGAUACUAAUCAGAAGCUGUUGAAAGAAAAAAAGGUUCUAGAAGAACGAGCAGCAGAUCUAUCUCAAACCUUGGCAGAAGAAGAAGAGAAAGCAAAGCAUCUCAGCAAGCUAAAGGCGAAACAUGAAGCAACCAUUGCCGAACUUGAGGAGCGCCUGCUAAAAGACCACCAACAGCGUCAAGAGAUGGACCGUAGCAAGCGGAAGGUUGAAACCGAAGUCAGUGAUCUUCGCGAGCAGCUCAGUGAGAAGCGGAUACAGCUUGAGGAGAUGCAGCUUCAGCUUGGAAAACGAGAGGAAGAAUUAACACAGGCACUUAUGAAGAUAGAUGAAGAGGCAGCAAGCAAAGCACAAUCUCAGAAGGCAUUGCGCGAGCUGGAAUCACAAUUAGCAGAGCUUCAAGAAGACCUGGAAGCUGAGAAAGCUGCACGCAGCAAGGCAGAAAAACAAAAGAGGGAUCUUAAUGAGGAACUAGAGGCACUCAAGAAUGAGCUGCUCGACUCUCUAGACACAACAGCUGCCCAACAAGAGUUGCGUACCAAGAGAGAACAGGAAUUGGCAACCUUGAAGAAAACUUUGGAGGAGGAAGCCUCUCUCCAUGAAGUCACAGUGCAAGAAAUGAGACACAAAUAUAGCCAAGAGAUAGCAGCUAUCAAUGAACAGAUGGAAUCUGUCAAGAAGACAAAGGCGAGCCUAGAAAAAGCAAAACAACAGCUAGAGGCUGAGAACGCAGACCUUACCCAAGAACUGCGAACUGCCGGGGCCAGCAGGCAAGAAUGCGAACGCCGAAGGAAGCAGGCAGAAGCCGCCUUGGCAGAGUUGCAGGCAAAAGCGGCAGAGGCUGAGAGAACCCGGGCAGAACUCGCCGAGAGGGCGACACGCCUGGCACAAGAGGCCGAGGCUGCGCAGCAGCAGUUGGAGCAAGCUGAACUCCGUGCCUCUGCAGCAGCCAAGAGUGCUGCCACUGUAGAGUCACAGCUCGCUGAUGUUCAGGGCCAACUGGAAGAAGAGACACGACAGAAGCUGGCUAUCAGCUCGAGGCUGCGACAGCUGGAGAGCGAGCGGGAGGCUCUGCAGGAGCAGGUGGAGGAGGAGGAGGAGGCGCGGAGGGCGCUCGACAAGCAGCUGACGGCCGCUGCCAGCCAACUGCAGGAAGCCAAGAAGAGGCAGGAGGAAGACUUUGAGCAGAUACAGCAACUUGAGGAAGCAAAAAAGAAGAUGGCAAAGGAUAUUGAAGCAUUACAGAGACAAGUAGAGGAGCUUCAAGCAGCAAAUGAUAAAUUGGACAAAUCAAAGAAGAAAUUACAGGCUGAACUUGAAGAUGCCAACAUUGAUCUUGAAGCUCAACGUGCAAAGGUGCUGGAACUGGAGAAGAAACAGCGUAAUUUUGACAAGGUGCUAGCAGAGGAAAAGGCUGUAUCGGAGCAGAUAGCUCAAGAACGUGAUGCUGCAGAGCGUGAAGCACGAGAAAAGGAAACCAAAGUGUUGUCACUGACACGGGAGCUUGACGACAUGAGUGAAAAAGUUGAGGAGUUGGAACGUGGCAGAAGGCAACUGCAAGCUGAACUCGAUGAACUUGUGAACAGCCAAGGGACUGCUGAUAAAAAUGUACAUGAGCUUGAGAAAGCGAAAAGAGCAUUGGAGAGUCAGCUUGCAGAGCACAAGGCACAAUAUGAAGAACUGGAAGACGAAUUACAAUUGACUGAGGAUGCUAAGUUGCGACUGGAAGUAAAUAUGCAGGCUCUGCGAGCACAGUUUGAGCGGGACCUGCAGGCACGGGAGGAACAGGCAGAAGAGAAACGUCGUGCACUAGUGAAACAGUUACGUGACCUGGAAGCGGAACUGGAAGAUGAGCGUAAGCAACGUGCUGCCACCACCCAGCAGCGCAAGAAGCUGGAGGCAGACAUGAAAGACCUAGAGCAACAGUUGGAAAUGCAUGACAAAGUAAAAGAAGAUGCUCUGAAACAACUAAGGAAGUUGCAGGCACAAGCUAAGGACUCUGCACGUGAUGCAGAAGAGGCGAGAGCUGCUCGUGACGAGCUGGCAGCUGCAGCCAAAGAGGCAGAACGGCGGCUGAAGAGCCUGGAAGCAGAACUUGCACAGGUGAGUGAAGAACUCUCAGCAGCAGAACGAGCAAGAAGAGCUGCAGAAGCAGAGAGAGAUGAGCUGCAAGAAGAAAUGGGUAGUUCAGCCAGCAAGGGAUCGCUUCUGCUGGAUGAUAAGCGACGUCUCGAGGCUCGUAUUGCCACUUUAGAAGAAGAACUGGAGGAGGAGCAAGGAAACUCUGAAAUACUAAUGGAUCGUGCACGCAAGGCUCAGCUCAGUAUUGAACAGCUAACAACAGACUUAGCUGCCGAACGCUCAACAACGCAGAAACUGGAAACUCAGCGCAUGUUGCUGGAACGGCAGAACAAGGAACUGAAGGCAAAACUUGUAGAACUUGAAACAGCACAGCGCACUAAGACGAAAGCUACAAUUGCCUCAUUGGAAGCGAAGAUAGCAAAUUUGGAAGAGCAGAUGGACACGGAGGUUAAGGAAAGACUAGCACAGCAGAAGCUGAACCGUAAGCAAGACAAGAAGAUAAAGGAGCUCACUCUGCAGCUGGAAGAUGAGCGUCGCCAGACUGACCAGUACAAAGAACAACUGGAUAAGAGCAAUGUAAGGGUAAAGGCUCUUAAACGACAACUUGAUGAAGCUGAAGAGGAAAUAAGCCGGGAGAAGGCUCAGAAACGUAAAGCUCAACGAGAAAUGGAAGAUAUGAUGGAAAGCCAGGAAACAAUGACAAGGGAGAUUAACAACCUCAAGAACAAGCUUAGACGUGGUGGUGGUGGACUGGCACUAAGCAGCUCAAGAUUAGCUGGUGGAACUAAGCGAGGAUCCAUCCAGACAGGUACUGGUGAUGACAGUUCUGCACAGGAUGACACCGUUGAUGGGGAAGAAGCCCCCAACUAAACAAACAAAAACAUGACUCCCAAUACUGUGGCCUCGGUCUCAUCUUAACGUGCCUAAUAGUCUAAAUGGGAAGCAGCUUUCUGUAGUAAGCCUACCCUGAUGACGUCAAUAGACUGCCAUUUGUUAUUUUUUAAAGCUACUUUUGUAAAAGUGUUACUCUCAGCAUUCUGAGGGACUUCUGUCAUUCCACUCUUUUUUUGCUUAAGUAAGUCUAGCAGUAUUGAAUACAGUUGGUAUUUUUUAUAAUCUACCACUAACACUGGACUAUUGGUACAAAAAGAUUUCCUUCAGAAGUGUGAAUUUAUUAAUCAUUGUAAGCGUGAUGUUGUGGAAAUAGUGAUGAGUCACUGUUUGUUGCGUCUGAGAAGGUGCAAAAGUUUAAAGCGGAGAAGUUUAAUAUGCUGGAGGAGAGAGAGGACGCAGAAAUAAAGAUUCUGCUUAGUGUUACUGGAAAACAGCGAAAUGUUUUUGUACAGUCUUGCAGAGAAAUUCAUAUUCAGUUUCUGCAUAAACAUUGAGAAAAAUGGUGACAGGUAUAAUUUUCAAAUGUUGAAAUAAAACAUUCAGAGAAGGGUGAAAUACUUCAAAUAAUUUAUGUGACAGUAAAACACUAUUACGUACUUAGUUCUAAACCUGUAUUUAAAUUCUUUUUAAGUUCUUGUAUUUUUAAAUGCAGGAAUGAAUGUUUGUGAAUGAAUGUACAUACGUAACAAAGAAUGUUUAUUCAUAAUAAUUGGAAACCGAAAUUUAUUAAUAAACAUAACUGAAAAACAA